AUGCGUACAUUUCUGGAAAGUCGCCCAGAAAAGACUCUUGCAGAGCUGCAGAAAGAGGUUCUUUCGAAUAUAAUUUAUUACAUAGACACGAAGUACCAUGAAAUAUCACGGAGGAACCAAUUGGAUGAUCGAUUCUCUCAGGGGACACAGCAGGACUUAGAAGAGAUCCAGAAAGAAAUCGAUGAAAUUCACAGGAAAAUUGGAGAAACCCAAGAAGAAGUGAACUUACUCCAAGGAAAAGUGAAAGCCAGAAGGAUUGAUGCAACUGUGGAUUUAAACCUAUUGCUACAGAAGGUGGCAGAGAAUGCAUCUGAAUUGAAGCCACAGAAGACAAUCCGACAGACAUCCCCACAGAAGGAUACAAUCUAUUCUGUGAACUUCAUAAACACAGAGAUCACAGAGAUACCACAAGAUAAAAUAGAUCUUUUAGAUAAGAUAAAGCAUGCAUACAGAUAG
Molecule: messenger RNA, 456 nt
Organism: Nematocida ausubeli
Lineage: Eukaryota; Fungi; Microsporidia
Exons: 1
Coding region: 1-456 (151 amino acids)
Source: RefSeq, a predicted model, not a curated record